UUUAGACUAAAAAAUGCUCCACUUUCAGCCCUCACUCACUCACUCACUCAAGCUCUCAGCCUCUCACCAUAUCCUAUGAAUUCGAAUACACAAGAAGACACGAACAUCCAUGCCAAACAUUAACGCCACAUAGAAAUUUGUCUUGCAGGCCUUCUAAAUUCCCUUCACCACUGAAUCCAAAAUUCUCUCGUCAAAUGCAAAGUGCCCCUCUUUCUUUUCGUCCUUGUCCCUAUAUUUCACACCAUAUAUAAUAUUAAUAUAUAUACACAUCCUAACUCUCCCAAACCCCUUACUUCAUAUAUUUGUUUUCUCCUUUUUCUCAACGUUACGCAAUAACCAUGCCAAACGCUUCAAAGAACAACAGGUUCUUAACCUGUUUCCGUCCCGUGGUUGAUAUAGAUUCCAUGCUUGAAUCCAGAGCUGUUGCUGAUCGCACUUCUAGUCAACGUUUUACGUGUAUCCCCGUUUCAUACAAACAUGACACCAAAAAUUCACCCACCAAACCCACGUUUUCGGACCAAGACAUGCCACAGAGUUCGGUUGUGCUUCUGCCUCAUCCUCCAAAACGAACGUUUUCUAAGGUCAUUAAAGCCGUGGUGUUCCAAACCGUAUUGAAUACAAGAGUUCGCAAUAAAAAUCUUCAUGGCCAAACCCAAAAUUGUAUUGGAUCAAAGAGUGGUUACUCGACAUGUGAUGAGAAAAAAGCUUUUGUGGUCACUAAUGUUCAAGAAAUCAAGGCUCCUGAAUGGUCUCCAACGGUUUCAUCAUCAAAUAAUUCGUCCGUAUCCGAGUCGAAGAAUAAAUCCAAGAGUGAGUCCACUAAAGAGCAAGUACUGAAGCAAAAGAAGUUCCAUUGCGGGGGAAUAUACUGGAUUCUCGUAAGCUUAGCAAUUACGGCGUUUUGGGGUAAGAUUAAUGUUAUUAUUUUGACAUCAUUGUUGUUAUGCUUUUUGUGGGUUUGGAACGCAAGAUGGGAAAAAGGGGUUGCCAAGUUGCGGAAUGCAGAAUCCAAAGUCAACAAGAAUAGGCGUAGGGACCAUAGUGGAAGGGGUGGUGGAAAUAAGGAACGUUUGUAAUAAUGGUCAUGAAAAUGUUUGUUUUACGUGAGGAUGCUCUUUUUCUGCUUGAGGUCCAAUGGACAGAGACACAAGUUUCUUGCAACGUUUUUAACUUUUAUAGUUGAGGAAACCUGAACUCUUGAAGCACCUGUUUUGGAUUCCCAUAGAUAAAAAAAAAUCCUAUCAGGAUUGUAAGUAAGCUUUUAAAUUCUAAAUGUUUUGAAAUAAGUGUUGCUUUUUACAUAGGUUAACUUCAAUCAGAUGAGAAAAUUAAAAUAUGUGGUCAAUGCCUCAAUGGUCAUUCAGUUUUAAAUAUUAUUUAUGAAGAUAUUUUAGGCUGAGUCAUUACUUGCAUCAGACGCAAUUUUAAGUGCCAGCAGUUUCUUGAAUUAAAGGACGUUUAAUUCCAUGAUAUUACAUCCAUAGAUUUGCUUAAACUUGCCAACCAAACACACUUGUAUAUAAGUUUC
Cajanus cajan (pigeon pea) is the source of this 1528-nucleotide messenger RNA. RefSeq lists its product as uncharacterized. The record is from RefSeq and is a predicted model, not a curated record. NCBI's taxonomy places the organism in Eukaryota, Viridiplantae, Streptophyta, Magnoliopsida, Fabales, Fabaceae.